This is a messenger RNA of Hyposmocoma kahamanoa, 4446 nucleotides long. It is a transcript of the gene Stt3A, whose product is annotated as dolichyl-diphosphooligosaccharide--protein glycosyltransferase subunit STT3A. Gene Ontology annotation, biological process: post-translational protein modification. The transcript has 13 exons. Bases 93 to 2216 code for a protein of 707 amino acids. Gene Ontology annotation, molecular function: dolichyl-diphosphooligosaccharide-protein glycotransferase activity. Lineage: Eukaryota; Metazoa; Arthropoda; Insecta; Lepidoptera; Cosmopterigidae. Gene Ontology annotation, cellular component: membrane. The record is from RefSeq and is a predicted model, not a curated record.
GGUUGCCGGCGUUAAUUUGUGUUGAUUUUAUCAAAUAAUUUUAGUAAUAUUUAUGUAAUAUAUUUAAAAAUACUGUUAAAAUAUCGCAAAUCAUGACAGCGGAGGUAAAUACCAAGAGGAGGCUUCCUCACUUAUCCUCCGACAAACAACUCACUUUCAUAAAACUUACUGUUUUAUCAAUGGUAGCGAUAUUGUCUUUCGCAACGAGACUUUUUUCUGUACUCCGCUUUGAGAGCGUAAUCCAUGAGUUCGAUCCGUAUUUCAAUUACCGUACAACGCGAUAUCUAACGGAGGAAGGUUUCUACAAUUUCCACAACUGGUUUGACGACCGAGCAUGGUACCCAUUGGGUCGUAUUAUCGGUGGUACAAUAUACCCUGGCCUGAUGGUCACUUCAGCGACAUUGUACAAUAUAAUGCAGUUCCUGAAUAUCACCAUUGACAUCAGGAAUGUGUGUGUAUUCCUUGCACCAUUCUUCUCUUCACUCACCACCAUUGUCACGUAUCUGCUGACUAAGGAAUUGAAGGACGAAGGUGCGGGACUAGUAGCAGCAGCGAUGAUCGCUAUUGUGCCUGGCUACAUCAGCCGCUCGGUGGCCGGCAGUUAUGAUAACGAGGGUAUCGCCAUCUUCUGCAUGCUGCUCACUUACUACUUAUGGAUAAAGGCCGUUAACACUGGCACUAUCAUGUGGGCUACUAUGACUGCUUUGGCCUAUUUUUACAUGGUAUCGUCUUGGGGCGGUUAUGUGUUCCUAAUCAACUUGAUUCCCCUUCACGUACUCGCUCUCAUGUGCCUCGGCCGUUUCUCGGCGCGUGUAUACGUCGCCUAUAGCACUCUGUAUUGCGUCGGCACCAUACUGUCUAUGCAGAUUUCCUUCGUCGGAUUCCAGCCUAUUCAAAGCUCGGAACACAUGUUGGCUCUCGGCACGUUUGGAUUAUGCCAACUGUAUGCGUUCACCCAAUACCUACGCAUGCACUUGUCUCCACCCAACUUCGAGCUGCUGUUCAAAGCGCUGCUUACCACAUUAUUGGCUACAUUGGGAACCGCUGUUGUCGUUCUCACAGUCAUGGGAAAGAUUUCACCAUGGACGGGAAGAUUCUACUCCCUCCUUGAUCCGUCAUAUGCUAAGAACCACAUUCCUAUUAUUGCGUCUGUGUCCGAACAUCAGCCGACGUCGUGGUCAUCGUUCUACUUCGACCUGCAAGUGCUGGUGUUCCUCUUCCCGGCCGGUCUGUACUUCUGCUUCGCCAAGCUCACAGACGCUAACAUCUUCAUUAUUUUGUAUGGCGUCUUGAGUAUUUACUUUGCGGGAGUCAUGGUCCGUCUUAUGUUGGUCCUGGCGCCAGUAAUGUGUAUAGUAUCCGGAGUUGCCGCAUCAAGUCUCUUGAGUCUUCACGUCAAGGACAUAGAGCCGAAAGUUGAAAAGCAGGACAAAAAGAAAAAGCAUGAAAAUAAUUUGGCAUUCCGCUCCGAGGUCGGCGCUCUAUUCGUGUGCGUGCUUGGCUGCCUUCUUGUCUCAUACGUGUUCCACUGCACGUGGGUGACGUCAGAGGCGUACUCGUCGCCGUCCAUUGUGCUGUCGGCACGCUCACACGACGGCGCGCGAAUUAUCUUCGACGACUUCCGAGAAGCUUACACGUGGCUCAAGAUGAAUACUCCCGAGGAUGCAAAAGUGAUGUCUUGGUGGGAUUAUGGCUAUCAAAUAACAGCAAUGGCGAAUAGAACAGUGAUAGUAGAUAAUAACACUUGGAAUAACACGCAUAUAUCGCGUGUCGGUCAAGCAAUGGCCUCGACUGAGGAUAAGGCGUACGAGAUUAUGAGGGAACUCGACGUUGAUUACGUGCUUGUUAUAUUUGGAGGAUUGGUCGGAUAUUCUUCUGAUGACAUCAACAAGUUCCUGUGGAUGGUGCGUAUUGGUGGCAGCACAGAUCGCGGCGCACACAUCCGCGAAGCGGACUACUACACGCCCUCGGGCGAGUUCCGCGUCGAUUCCGACGGCUCCAAUACACUACUUAACUGCCUCAUGUACAAAAUGAGCUACUACAAGUUUGGACUCGUCUACACAGAGGGUGGUCGUCCGCCGGGUUUCGAUCGCGUGCGCGGCGCAGAGAUCGGCAAUAAAGACUUUAACCUGGACGUGCUCGAAGAAGCAUACACCACCGAACAUUGGCUCGUCCGCAUCUACAAGGUGAAGCCGCUGCCCAACCGGGGCGUCUGAGUAGUAAGAGAAGUUCGUUUGUUAAAUAGAGUUCCAUUAUUGUAAUAUUGUAACCUAAGAGCUGGAGUUUACUCAAUUGGACAGUCGCGAGCACGGGUGACAUUUCAAUAUUGAAAACAAUUACACACAACAGCAAAUUUAGCAGAACAUAAAAAGGUUGAAAAAUAAAAUACCUGUUAUGUCCUUAACUUACACAUUUAAAAUGACAACUUUUAAAUAGAAAACAAUUUAAUUUAAAAAGACUAAACUACAAAAAAGCAAGAAUUGCCCUUUCUUCUUCUCAUGUAGCUAAAUUUGUAAAGAAUUUCAAAAAACUGACAAUGAGAAAACUCUCAUGAUCGUUUCCAAAGACAACCUGAAAAUAAUUGUAUCCGUCUGAUAUGUCAUAUAUAUACAAUUAAAAACCUCUCGAAAGUAUCCGCUUUCGUCAUUAACAAUAUUAAUAUUUAUUACAUUACAUAGUAUAUUGCUUAUUAAAUUAUAAAAUAAUUUGAUUAAUCAUAAAAGUUAAAAACCAACCUGCUAUAUUUAACUAUUAUAAUAUAAUAUUUUUUUCAUGUUUUGCUAAAUAUGCCGCCACUUGUAGAUCUCACUUGAAUACCUGUGUCGUUACCAGUUUCGGACACUAUUUUUUUUUUUUAAGAAUGGAACUUCUAAAUAACAAAUGAACUUUUGUUCAUAGCACAUUUGAGUUUAAGAAUGCAAAUUUCUGUAACUUGUAAAUUCUCUUUACUGCCUAAGUUUGCCUUCCGUAGAAUAUAUAAUAUUUGUAUUUUUAUUACAUCGUGUAUGGAUUGUGUGAUGUGAAGUGAUUAUUAAUGACCCGUACACACGUACGUGCUUGCAAGUGGUAUAAAGUCUGUCUUUUAAAAUUAUUUUAAUUUUAAAAUUUUGCCUACUUUCACAAUACAUCUAAUCUGUACAUGACUAUUUAAAAAUUUUAUGAAAACUGGCAACCCUGCAAAUGUCAUUUUACUCCGUCUUCAAAAGACAGACUUUAGUUGUUGUGAACGGUAUUAUCAAUAGAUUGUCAGACGUUAUUUUACCAAAAAUAUCUAUACUGUGAAUGUUACACAAUUCUAACGAUUACUAAUUGCGUUAUUUAUUGCCUUCAUUAUUUUUAUUUUGACAGUUGGCCUACUAGUACCUUAAUUUUUUUUCAUAUAUAUUUUAUUAAAAACAGGCGGAUUCUAUAAUUAAUUCAAACAUUCAGUCGAUAGUCGAUAGAAUAUUUAUAGAUUGUAAUCACUAGCUGUCACUGUCAUUUUACUCCGAGCUCAAAAAAGACAGACUAGUUUUCCCUUACACUGCACAUGGAAAUAAGAUAGUAUAUUCACUAUCGUUAAGCUGGACCGUGUAGCAGGGCCUUUUGAUGCAGAUAGUACAGCUGCAACACUUGCCUGUUUUUAUUACUAUUUUAAGGUAUUCUGCUUAUAGAAGGUGGUUACUCUUUCUACAAAGUACACUCAGUUCCGACCCCGUCGGUCAAUAUACUCAAAUAAUAAAUAGGAGAUACCGCGUGACCACCUUCUGUUUGCGGCAUCCCUAUAACUAGAAUUAAAGAAGUCUGAACUUAUGUAAACAAAUUGCACUCGAAGUCGUCAUAUACUUGACGGUAGUAUGCAAGAGCACGUCUGUCAGAUGAAGCGAAUUUUAAUUGAAACUGCUUAUCUCCGGUAGUAUAUGUCGGAGAGAAAUUGCUUUCAAAUUUUUAUGCAUUAUUUGCAUUAGCUGUACAAUAAAUUUUGACAUAAUAAAAGAUCAAUGCUCACCCUAGUCUUUGUAGAGAUGUCCUAAAAUAAGAAAAUGUGCUAUGAACGUAUUUCUUUUUCAAUUUUCUAGCUAGUUGUGGAAGUUGAAGCGAAUGUUAUCUGUUUGUUGAGUGUUGUUUGGAGUUCGUCGAAUCGGUCAUAAUGUGUGUCACAAAUAAUUUCACUGAUUGAUAUGAAAUCUUUAUAUUUAUUAAAUAAAUAGCGUAGAACCACUCCGAUCUCGAUAGAUUUUAAUUAUCGAUAAAAUGCUGAUAUAACUCCUUUAAAAUAAAAUUAGAAUAUUUUGGUGCUUUCGUAUAAGUAUCUAGUUCCAUUUUAUUAAGAACAGGUUCUACACUAUUUACAAUUCACAAAGUACUUUUUAAUAUUGUCAGUCACAAAUUGCCUUAAAAAAUUUGUCUAAAAACUAAAGUCUCAAAACCAAUGUUUAUUUCAAUGCUGUUUGUUCGUAUCGAUUG